Trichobilharzia regenti is the source of this 402-nucleotide messenger RNA. Lineage: Eukaryota; Metazoa; Platyhelminthes; Trematoda; Strigeidida; Schistosomatidae. The record is from the annotation of a GenBank genome assembly.
AUGUCAGCGUUUGUUGGAAGUUGGAAGCUGGUGGAGAUGACGAAUUUCAAAGCACUUCUUGAUAAAGUUUAUGUUGACGAAAGGAUAAGACAAGCAAUUAUGAACCACAGACCAAAAGUAACCUAUAGACUAAUAGGAAAUGAUGGUAUGGAAAUAAAGACUGAAUCAGAAAUGGGAGCAAAUGUGAUGACCUUCAAGUAUGGUGUAGAAUUCACACAAGAUACAGGAUUCCUUUCAACACCAAAGACAGUAAUUAGAAAGUUGUCUGAAAAUGCUAUUGAACAAACUCAACAACACUCAACUGGUAUUGUCAAGGUUCUUCGCACUGUAGAAGGUGAUAAAAUGACAGUGAAUGUCUCUAUGGAUGAUGUGGAAGGCGUUCAAAUAUUUGAACGCCUAUGA